This is a messenger RNA of Aplysia californica (California sea hare), 3598 nucleotides long. Its product is annotated as toll-like receptor 4. Gene Ontology annotation, biological process: immune response; toll-like receptor signaling pathway. The transcript has 3 exons. Lineage: Eukaryota; Metazoa; Mollusca; Gastropoda; Aplysiida; Aplysiidae. The coding region runs from base 334 to 3438 and encodes 1034 amino acids. Gene Ontology annotation, molecular function: protein binding; transmembrane signaling receptor activity. Gene Ontology annotation, cellular component: membrane. The record is from RefSeq and is a predicted model, not a curated record.
CGCUUAGCUGUGUGUCCUGAGAGCUUUUGUAUUUUCACAUCGUGCGUUGUGAAUCACCGUUCUUACGAGGACAAAAUAGGCCCAAGUGGUUUUUCCUUUGCCUUCCUUCGCCCACCUCCUCCUCCUCCCCUACCCCUCUCCGUCUCUUUGGUAUUGCUUAGAUAAACAUUUGUGUCCGCCACGUCUAUUCAUUUAGAAAAUUUUCGGAUCCAAAGAAAAGGAAAAAAACAAACCCCUUGACGGCUGUACCACCUUCCAAAAGGAUUCCUGCUUUUUCAUGAUGUUUUCUUUGUGCUGAGCUCCGACACCGACCGAGCCAAGCUCCAUCCGGCGAUGAUGACUCCACAACUUGGUUCUGCUGGGCCAGUCCUGCUCACGAUAGUCCUAGCUGCUCUUGGUAACUGUUGCCUUGGAGAAACUGCUGUCAACGAGUCCAACGUGACCCGAGCGGCUAUGGUGCGAAGAGACCUGCAUCUGGUACCAUCAUGCGGGAGCCAGUCACUAUCUCCGGGGAGAGACAUAAGAUGCGACGUUAACCUACUUGACUCAGAUGUGGUUUCAACGUCACCUCAACCGUCACAACUUCUGGUUGAGACUCCGGCAGAACUGCUCAAGUACGGCACGCCUGUGAAUCGCUUUCGGUGCGGGGCCUGUGUCUGCGUCAACGCAUCAAGGAAGGCAACUCUCGCGGACUGCAAUUUUAGGCAUACCAGAUGGUCUCUACACAGAGUCCCUAACUGGCUUCCUCCGACGUCUCAGAGCAUUGACUUUUCUAACAACAGGAUCAAACAACUGAUGUCACAAAACCUCACCCUCUACCCAAAUCUUCUGGCCUUGAACAUGUCCAACAAUCUUUUGUCAUCCAUAGACAGUGCUUCUAUGGAAAUGCCCAACUUCUGGAGUCCUGUUAAAAUUUUGGAUAUAUCCUUUAAUGAAGUGGAGAACAUCACAGACUACGCCUUUGAAAACCUAUCAAACCUCACACAUUUGUUCGCUGCUCGCAUUCAGGUUUCACGGAUCACGAAUUUCACCUUUGCUGGCUUGCACAGCCUUGAAGUUUUAGAUCUUUCUUACGGUAUAAUAGGCCACAUCGAGACUGGUGCUUUCCGAUCGCUUGAACGUCUCUCUAUUCUUCUUCUCACACAUAACAUCAGGUUGUCGUCCUAUAAAAUGACUUCUGACCUCUUCCGACCGCUCAGACAGCUUUUCAAACUGGAUAUCGCUGGCUCUAGCGGGGGACAAAAUGUUCCAAGUCAAAGUUUGUCAGUUCUGCACAAUCUCUCAGAACUGUAUGUGGAUGGUAAUAAAAUACUACACUUUGGACCAGAAGUUAGAAACCUUUCUAAGCUCUACACUGUGUAUGUUGGCAAAAACGGUUUCUGCAACUUGGUAGCCAUUACACCAGAUAUGUUUGAAAAUCUGAUAUAUCUGAAAAAGUUUGCUGUAAUUGAUUGUAAACUGAGCUCCAUAGACACCAUGGCCUUGAGAUCAUUAAAGCAUUUAGAGGAGUUCGUGUUGUCCAAGCCAUCGGACAUCACCAUUCGCCAGGCAUUAAACUUAAUCCCGUACUUGAAUAACUCAACCUUGAAAUCUCUUUUUUUUGACAACUUUCAUGAGCUUGGAGGAUAUCGCAUGCCCGCUAUAGGAUACAACGAGUCUCGGUUGUUCCAGGGCUUGACCAAACUGGAAGUUCUGAGAAUGGAAACACUACAUCUCUUUUUCAUUGAACCUAGAUUUGUAGAAAAUUUGCCCCAGAGCCUCAGGUACUUGAGCUUUAAGGGCAAUCGACUCCACAGUGUGAACAUUCUUCGAAGUUUGUUGGAUAGCGGAAAGCUGAGAGGGUUGGUGGAGUUUGACAUAAGCGAUCAGAAUUAUUUUGUGUCGUCGGAUCCUCGCCUUCGUGAGAUACACAAGCAGAACACUACGCAGACCCUGAGCCCAUAUGACCCAAUCUUGAAUCCACUCAAAAUAUGGCAUUUGGCUCAGAGACCUAGUCACAUGAGCUCACACCCUGAGUCCAGAUUAAUGCAUAUGGGCUUACCCUUGAGACCACGAGCUACGACAAACAAAUCACCACGUAGUCUACCGAUAUACAGAGCCAACAAUGCCUUCAAAUUUGGUGAUCCUAUUCUACGUUUGAAAUCUUUGCACGUGGAACAGGUCUAUUUUUCAAAUGGCUACCUGAACUCCUGGGGUACCUUGCAGCUUCCGUCCACUUCUGUAGUUGCUGAUUUGUCCGACAACAAAUGUGAUGAAAUCAGUAUGCGCUUUUUACCAGCUCAGAACCAGAUGGAAGUUUUGAGUGCACAAAGAAACUAUUUGGGCAAUGCACUUGCCAGGGACUAUGUCGGGAACACGUUCGUCCGUGCGUACAGAGUCACCUAUCUGGACCUCUCGCAUAACUCUAUCUACAGGCUCCCGUAUAAAGUGUUCCAAAACAUGAGUAAGAUCAGGGUCAUUGUCCUUACUGACAAUCACCUGCAGGCUCUGGACAUCAAGUUGUCCCACAUGGCGUCACUCAGCUUCCUGGACCUGCGAAGAAACUCCGUGUCUUGGAUAAGUAAACGUAGCCGUGAUGACCUUGACACGUUAGCGAUGAGUCAUACGGUGACCCUGGCCCUUGAGAAUAAUCCAUUGCCGUGCACAUGUAAUGGGUUGGAGGUGUUGAGUUGGAUCGCCUUCACCCGGGUCCGAAUCUUGGACCAAGACUUCCUCCAGUGUCGCGACAAAGACCAACGGAUCUUCCCAAUGGGCGAUAUCAAAACCCGGUUCCGGGUGCUGCGACGUUCGUGCGUGUCCUACGCCUACAUUGUGUCCGUGAGUGCGUCAUCAGUGGGUGUGGCUCUCGUCAUCAUCACUUCCGCCCUCCUGGUCCGGAACCGGUGGCGGUUGUGUUACUGGAAAAAUAUCAUCCUUGCCAGGUACUACGGCAUGCGACAGCCAGGCGAAAACAAUGUGAACUACAAAUUUGACGCCUAUCUCGUGUACUCGGAAGAUAUUGAGCGUUUCAUUGUCACCGAGUGCUUCCGUGAGCUUGAGGACAGAGGGCAUAAAGUGUGCAUUGAGGCAAAAGAUUUUCUACCUGGCUCUUUCAUCCCCUGCAACAUCGUGAGCGCCGUACAGAGCAGCACCUUCACCGUCCUUAUCCUAUCCGCAGGCUACCGGGACAACGAGUGGUUUGAGUAUUCUCUGCAGAUGGCGCUCAUGGAGGAGGCCACGUCUCGUCGUCAGGUUCUCCAUCUCUUCUUGUAUGAUCCGAUGCAAGACGCCCAGUUGUCACGUGACCUUCUGCGGUUGAUGCGACAAGACGCUUACAGCGAGUUUCCUCCACCUGACAGCCAGCCAGAAGUAAAGAAAGUCUUUUGGGAUACCUUCUCCAGAUUCAUUGGACACACAGAUAACCCUGAAUUAUUCCCAAGAUUGGAACUGGAAGUCUGAGGACAAUUUUCCAAGAGCAACUGGAUUCCACUCCCAGAGAGCCAAAAUCCGAUCUCUAGAUAUGAAUUCCUAGACAUUGUGCCUUAUUUGUUGACUAAAUAGGAGUAACUGUCAAAGUCGUCGAUUUUUCUUAAAUAUUUACCACACGGUUAAAUAAUUA